AUGUUAGAAAAGGAUGUGCCACACCUCUCUGUGAGCUGUGACAAAGGUGAGAAGAUGCUAAAGACAUGGUAUUUUUUCCUGCAGUGUUAUAUGUCCUUGAAGCUUGAGGCUAAUCCUGGCCUUAAAGUGAGGAUUACUCAGAAGAGGCUGGACUAUGUUAUGAGAAUUGGGAUGGAGCUCCUGAAGCAAGCAGUAUUGAAAGAGACUUUCCCAAGCUGGACUGGGCAGGAGAGUUUCUCAGUUGUUAAGAUCAACUAUGUCAUUUCUAGGCUCAGAAUUAAUCCUGUAGAUUUCCCAGAAAUUUCUGCUUCCUUCAUUCCUGGCAUUUAUCUGUCAGUGGCACAGGCUUCUGCUACAAUCAGUGCAGACUGGAGAAUACACACAUGGCUCAGCCAAGACCAAGGAGAAAUUGCUGUGUCCAUCUCAGGACUGUUUAUUGCAGUUAUCUCCGGGGACAGCACACGCCACUUGUCCACAUUGCUACACAGUUGCCAGCCGAGCACUGAUAGAGUUAAAAUCAAGUUAAGUGGAGGAUCUAGCUGGAUCUACAGCUUUCUAUCUGGUUAUGUUGAUAAGCCCAUUCAUACCAAACUGGAUAAAAAUCUAUGCCUAAAUAUCAAAUACAAAAUCCAAUUGAUGGAUGCACUGCUUAGAAAGCAUCUCAUUUUAAGCCAGAUUGACACCUUUGCACAAGUAGACUAUUUCCUAGUUAGUUCUCCAACAGUCUUCAAAUCACACAUUAACUUGGAUUUGAAGAUAAUUUUCUAUCCAGUAGUAAAUCACACAGACCCUCCCUUUGUGCCAGUUCCAUUUGCUCUCCCAAACCAGGAUGAUUCCAUUAUAUAUCUGGGAGUCUCCAAUUAUUUUUUUAAGUCUGCUUCACUGGCUCACUACAGAGCAGGGGCCUUUAACAUCACUAUCUCCAAAGAGGUGAGUAUGAUUUGUUUUACUUUUAAUCUAAACACUUCCCUACUCAGACAUUUUAUUUCUGAGAUUGCUUGCAGUUACACAGCAGUGGGCCCAGUGCUGCUGAGGCUGAUGGCUGUACCUCCUGCAUUCAGUUUAAAUGCAGGCACAUGUGUCCUACAGAUCACUGGCUGUGUAGAAGUGUUUGCUGUUCUGCCAAAUUCAACCACCCAGUACAUCUUUGCAGGGAAUCUAACAGGCAGUACCAGAGCCAAAUUGACUAUAAGCAAACAGAAGUUGAUUAUCUCAUUACUUCUGAAGAGGUUCCAGUUCUCCCUGCUGCGCUCCAGUCUUGACUUCCCUGACCAGAAGUCACUGGUGGAGAAUUUUCUGUCUUAUGCUUUACAGAGAAUCGUGAUUCCAGUAAUCAAUGAUAAGGACUAUAGCCAGUUCCUAAGCACAGCUGGUGGGAAGGGUCAUCUGGUUAUUUGCACUGAUGUUCACUACCAACUAGAGGGUGAGGAGGACUUUCACAGCCACUGCUGA
Messenger RNA from Onychostruthus taczanowskii (white-rumped snowfinch), 1452 nucleotides. RefSeq names its product BPI fold-containing family C protein-like. Lineage: Eukaryota; Metazoa; Chordata; Aves; Passeriformes; Passeridae. Gene Ontology annotation, molecular function: lipid binding. The record is from RefSeq and is a predicted model, not a curated record.